Molecule: messenger RNA, 4573 nt
Organism: Talpa occidentalis (Iberian mole)
Lineage: Eukaryota; Metazoa; Chordata; Mammalia; Eulipotyphla; Talpidae
Gene: LSM3
Product: LSM3 homolog, U6 small nuclear RNA and mRNA degradation associated
Exons: 5
Coding region: 90-581 (163 amino acids)
Biological process (GO): mRNA splicing, via spliceosome; P-body assembly
Cellular component (GO): U6 snRNP; P-body; precatalytic spliceosome
Molecular function (GO): RNA binding
Source: RefSeq, a predicted model, not a curated record
UCGCACUUCCGGAAACUGGGUGGGCUAGCGGGGGGUAGAGGGGAUUGCGUGCUCUCGCGAGAGGCGGGAAAGGGCGCAGGGUUUGAAACAUGGCGGACGACGUGGACCAGCAACAAACUACAAACACUGUAGAAGAACCCCUGGAUCUCAUUAGGCUCAGCUUGGAUGAACGAAUUUAUGUGAAAAUGAGAAAUGACAGAGAGCUUCGAGGCAGAUUACAUGCUUAUGAUCAACAUUUAAAUAUGAUAUUGGGAGAUGUGGAAGAAACUGUAACUACUAUAGAAAUUGAUGAGGAAACAUAUGAAGAAAUCUAUAAAUCCCUGCUCCCAGCUCCCAGCUCUCUGGCAGUGUGGACGCCGCCAAGUGGCUUUUCUUUUGUGAAGACGCCCCCUCAGGGCCUUCGACUCCGCCGGCGGCCUUGUGAGACCGCCAGGGAACCAGCUGGCUGCGUGGCUGAGACGGUGAAACUGAGAAUAACGGGUCAAGCACCCCCACGUUCUAGGGAGAGGUGUGCGAGAACAUUCUACAAAGUGGUCCAGCCUGCGUCUGCAGGAGGACCUCCGAAGAGCGAGGUGCUGUGACCAGGAGACCUGGGCCCGCUGGUUCCCGCGGCCUCCCGGGAGCACGGCCUCCUUCAUCGCCUGGAGAUGGGCUGCCCGCCCCCUCCCGUCGCCGCGCCUCCCUGGACAGGGCUGCUUGUGGAGGGCUCACGCUGGGCCAGGGCCUCCUCGGGUCACCAUUUCCCAUCCAGCUAAAGGCCAGACCACAUUCUUUCUGUUUGCCUGUUUGUGUUGAAUUGCGGGCGAGUAAAGGCUGGCGUUGACCAUCUGAGCCAUCCCCAGGUGUCCAGUGCACGGAGUGUCUGGCUCGGCCACGCUGCGUGGGAUCCUGGCUGCCACCAGCUCCGGAACUCGCUCAUCCCCACAAACAGUGACGCCCCUAUUUCCUCCCCAGGCUGCCCCUGUUCUACUUUCCUGCUCUCCCGCCUGCGCCAACCAGCCAGGGCCACUCGACUGGGUGUCUCGGAAUUUGACUUCUCUGGGCGCCUCGCGGAGGCGGCGCCUGCGGUGUCUGCCACUCUGCGGCUGGCUGAUUCCACCGAGCGCCGGGUCCUCGGCUCCUCCGAGGAGAGGCCUGCGUCAGAUGCCCUUCCUUUGAAAGGCCGGGUAGUAUUCCAGUGUCUCCAUUCACUUUCCUCGUCCAUUCAGCAGCAGCGCAAAAAAGGCAGCGGACAUUUGAGUUACUUCCACCUCCUGGCCGCUGUGAACAACGCUGCUCCACACACGAUGUUCAAGUAGCUCUUCGAAAUCCUGCUCUCAGCUCUUUCGUGCAUACGCCGAAGAGGGGGCUUGCUGGCUCAUAUGCUAAUUCCACUUUUACAUUUUUGAGGAACCACCAUCCCACUUUCCACAGCAGCCCCCACACAGCAGUGCCCCAGAAUUCCGGUUUCUCCUCGUUCUCCCCAGCGCUUGCUCAUGCUGGCUGUAGCCACUGUCACGGGUGCGAGUGGCGGCUUGUGUGGUUUUGACUUACAUUUCCCUCCUGAUUAGUAAGGAAUGUUGAGCAUCUUCUCAUCUGUUUGUCCAUUUACAUGUCAUCUUUGGAAAAACAUAUUAAGUCAUUUGCCCUUUUUUGAUCUGUUUUUGUUGAGUUAUAGGAGUUCUUUACAUAUUCUGGCUACUGGCUCCUUAUCAUGUAUGUGAUUUGCAAAUACUUUCUCCCAUGCUGCAGGUUGCCCUCCUCUGGUCUUUUUAAUAAGACUAAUAAGUCUUUCUUGUAAACGCAUAAACAUGCAAAGACAAGGACUCUACUUGAUGAGGUGGCACCCCUGUGACUUCAUUGUCUUUCCUGGCUACUUUGCUGCUCUUUCCAUGAAUGAGUUCUGUGAAUAUGCCCGGUGCACAUGUGUGCUGCCUGCCUCCUCCCACCACCUCCUCUCCCCCAGCCCAUGAGGCCUAGAGGCUGGGGGCCUUCCUCCAUCACCCCUGAAAGCCCAGCACGGGGGCCUUGUCCAGUGUCUACUCCCUGGGCUCUGGCCAGGAAGUCUGAGGUGGCAGUCAGUGUAGUUUGGUCCCUGGCAUGACAGGCUGUUAACUUGCAGUGGGCCCUCUGGCAAGUCACUUCACCUCAUGCCUCGCUUUCCUCCUGAAUACGAUGACACUCUUGUAACUUUAUGUGCCUUGGCCUCUGAGAAGUGCUUAUGUGAGUGGCCUGGCCUACUGGUGGGCUGGGUGAGUGUCCAUUGUGGUGGGGGCUGUUGUUAUCACCUUUGCUCCUUGUCGUCAUCAUGGGGACGAAAGAGGCAUCGAGUCCCAGGUCCUGCCAUCUGGAACUGGGUGCCCUGCCUGUUCUGUCGGCUAUUCUCUUAUGUUUCUAGCUUCCCUUAGAACUUAGAAAAAGAUCUUUCCUAAUAAAAUCUUGCCCAGGCACGCCCCCUCCUUGCUCUAGACUGGCCCUUUGAGGUUCUCUAUACCAAACAGAUGACGCCUGUUACCCCGCACUCAGGCCCCAUGCUAGCUUUAAAGUUUUUUUUUAAGGUGACAGAUGUCCACAGUAUAAAACUCAGAAGUCUCGAGAGGAAAACUGAAAACUCUGGCUUGCUCCCUCUCGUCCCUGCGCUCCUGCCGUCUCGUCCGUCUCAGGAGGCUCCAGCACCCCAGUCCCUUGUGCACGGCUCCAGAAGUAUGCUGUCGUGGACAGGAAUUAACCGCUCCUGCACUGACAUUUCACAGCAGCAGCACUCUCUUCACACACACUCCACCUUGCUAGCUCUCUUCCAACAACAACAAUCAAAAAGUCAAAUUGAGAAAGGCAGCCCCAAACUCUUCUUACUUUAAAAUUUUUAAUUUUGAAACAGUUUAAGACUCUUGAGAAGUUGCAAAAUGAGUCCAGAGAGUUCCCUGGGACCUUUCACCCAGCCUGCCCCAGCCACCAGUGAUAACAUCUUACAUAACCAAGUGCAUUGUCAAAACCAGGAAAUUGCUCUGAUACAAUAUUAUUAACUCAAAAUGAAACCUUAUUUGGAUUUCACUAGUUUUUACAUGCAAUAAUUAUUUUGUUUUGUUUUCCAGUGCAUAGUUGUAUGAAAUUUUAUCUCAUGGAUAGAUUUUGUAACUGUUGAGAUAAUAGAACUGUUCCAGUUACCGCAAAGAAACUUCCUUAUGUUAACACUUUAUAAGCGUGUCCUUCCCUAGCCUGAGCAACCACAGAUCCAUGGUUCCCUAUCACUAUAAUUAUGUCUCUUGAUGAGGUCAUAUAAAUGGAAUCAUAAAUAUUUUGAGAUUGGCACUUUUUGUUCAGCAUAAUGACCUUGAGGUCAAUUUACUUGCUUUGUUGUGAACAGCAAUAAUUCAUUCCUUUUUAUUGCUCUAUAAUAUUCCAUUUUAUGGGUGCCUCACCAUUUAGUUAUUCAUUCACCUGUUAAAGGACAUGUGGGUUGCUUCCAGUUUUUUUAGCAAUUACAAAUCAAGCGACUAUGGAUACUCAUAGGCAGGAUUUCACAUGACCCUACCUCUUAGUUUUUCUAGGAUUUUCUAAAAAAUACAAUUGUUGAGUUGUGUGGUAAAUAUAUGUGAAGAAACAGCCACAUCAUUUUCCAGAGUGACUGUACCAUUUUACGUGCCCAAUACAGUGUUUGAAAAUUCUAGAGAGACAGUGUGCUCCGUGUCCUUUGUCAGCUGUUAAUAUUGCUAGUAUUUUUAUUUUAACCAUUUCAUUUUAAUAGGUUUGGAGUGCCCUCACUGGAGCUUUAAUUUUGCAUUUUGCCCGUGGCCAAUGAUGUCAUAAUUUCUUGUGUUUAUUUGCCAUUUGUAUAUCCUCUUUCAUGAACUAUCUGUUCAAAUCCUUUGCCCAUUUUCUACUUGAGUCAUUUUCUUACUAUUGAGUUUAGGCUACUCUUUACAUAUUCUAGAUACAAGCCCUUAUUGGUUUAUGGGAUUUACAAAUAAGUACUUUCUCCCAGUCUGACAUUAGUCUUUUCAUUCUUUUAUCAGAGACUUUUGCAGAGCAAACAUUUUGAAUUUUGACAAGGCCUAAUAUAUCUGUCUGUUCUUCUUGUGGAGCAUGCCUUUGCUGCUAUGUCUAGAUACCUUGCCUUUUGCUUUAAUAUAUCUUGCAGGUAGUUCCAUAUCAGCAUGUUAAAAGCUUCCUCAUCAUGUUUUUGUGGCUGCAAGCAUACCAUUGUACAGAUAAAGCAUAAAUUAUUUAACCACUGCCCUGUUGGGGAACCUAACUGUCUAAACUUGUGCUGCUCUGAGCAAUGCUGCAAUAAAUAACCUUGAGCAUACAUUGCUUUCAUGCUGUGGCUUCGACAUGCCUGUGGGAUAAAUUCCCAGAAGUGGGCUCCAGUCACAGGGUUCAAGCAUUUGUAAUCAUGAUAGUAUCUUCCUCUGGCCCUCCCACUACGAUGUCUGAACAAUUAUUAGUCCCCCCACCUCUUACUGACAGGGUUUUAUCAGAUUUUUUUAGUCUUUGCCAAUUUGAGAAGCAAAAAAUGUUUUCUCUGUGUGAUUUUAGUUUAGGCUCCCUUUAAGCUCUCCCUGUGCUUUCUUCACUGUAAAUCCCGGCUCUUCUC